AUGUCAAAAGAUCCAUCAUCAGUACCAUCGCCACAAAAAAUCGAUUUUGCACCUUUACAUCGUACAGUUGAAUUAGAAAAUAUUCAUGCACAAGUUAUGAAAAAUGAUUCACAACAACAACAACAACAACAACCGAAAUCUCCAUCAGCACGAAAAGGACUUUCAAGAAAUAUGACUGUUAUUGGUGAUGGAAGUGAUACAGACUACAAUCAACUAACUACACAAGAAUAA
This is a messenger RNA of Adineta steineri, 231 nucleotides long. The record is from the annotation of a GenBank genome assembly. Lineage: Eukaryota; Metazoa; Rotifera; Eurotatoria; Adinetida; Adinetidae.